Messenger RNA from Loa loa (African eye worm), 426 nucleotides. RefSeq lists its product as hypothetical. The record is from RefSeq and is a predicted model, not a curated record. The transcript has 4 exons. NCBI's taxonomy places the organism in Eukaryota, Metazoa, Nematoda, Chromadorea, Rhabditida, Onchocercidae. The coding region runs from base 1 to 426 and encodes 141 amino acids.
AUGUCCCAAUUUAACGUUUCAAAACGUGAAGGUUUUGAAGUACGCAGUGGAAUAUAUACAUUCCGUGCAUGCUUCUUGCUUAAACAGCCAUUGGAUUAUCUGGAAAGUGAGAAUUUGAAGUUAUCGUACCAGCAAAUUACAGUAAGCCGACAAAUAGUUCAUUGUGAAAUGAUGUUUUGGAGCAUUUUUUGGGUAAAACAGGAGCAGAGAGGUUUUGAGGAUGUGGAAGUAUCAAAUACCAACUUUAUUAGCAUGCUAAUUGAAUCAUUUCCUUGGGAAGAUAUUGCAUCAGAUAAGGGAGUUGGGGCUUAUGCAGGCCUACAUUUGAAACGAGAAUACUCAAUUCUCACUGAAUCCAAAAACGAUUUACAUGAACUCGGGAUAAAGCCAUUUUUUCUUCAUAAUCGAAUCACACCAUUAAACUAA